This is a messenger RNA of Cladophialophora psammophila CBS 110553, 1938 nucleotides long. RefSeq lists its product as uncharacterized. The transcript has a single exon. Lineage: Eukaryota; Fungi; Ascomycota; Eurotiomycetes; Chaetothyriales; Herpotrichiellaceae. The record is from RefSeq and is a predicted model, not a curated record. The coding region runs from base 1 to 1938 and encodes 645 amino acids.
AUGGCUGCUGCUCCAACUAUCAAUGGUACUGAGCUGCCCACCCCGCAGGAUGAGGUGCUGCGGCACUACGAGGAGUUCAAGGCGCAGCGCAUCAAUCCCCAGGGCGCGUCGCAAUAUAUUGAGCUCGAAAACGCACCCAACGAGCGCUUUGAAGCCCUUGCCGAAGAUCCAUGGGUCGACCACGCGACAAUUAAUGCGCAGAAGCCGACAUUGAAAGAUGGAAACGAGCUGAAGAUCAUCAUCUUAGGCGCUGGAUAUGGAGGACUAAUUUAUGGAGCGCGGCUCGUUGAGGCCGGGUUCCCAGCGGAGGACAUCCGCUUGAUCGAUAAUGCAGGAGGAUUUGGAGGAACUUGGUAUUGGAACCGAUACCCCGGUCUGAUGUGCGAUGUCGAAAGCUAUCUCUACGCACCGCUCCUGGAGGAGACAAAUUUUAUGCCGAAGCAUAAGUAUUCUUAUGGUCCAGAGUUGAGAGACCAAGCUGAGCGCAUAGCGCAGAAAUACGGCCUCGUCGGCUUCUUUAGAUCUAAUGUCGAGAGUGCUACGUGGGACGAUGAAACCAAGAGAUGGGAUAUCAAGUUGGAGGAGAACAGAGGUCCAGGGCAGGAAAAGGUUAAACUAACCGUCCGGGCGCAAUUUCUGCUCUCAGCAAAUGGCUUUUUGAACCAUCCCAAAGUACCGAACGUGUCUGGCCUAGAAGAGUUUGAGGGUACAAUGUUUCACACUGCACGCUGGAACUAUGAGGCCACGGGUGGAUCGCCAGAGAACCAGACCCUCGACCGGCUUAAAGACAAAAGGGUAGGAAUCAUUGGCACUGGAGCGACGGGCAUCCAGGUAACACCUCAGCUUGCUAGAUGGGCGAAAGAGCUCUAUGUCUUCCAACGAACACCUUCAAGUGUGGACGUUCGGGGCCAACGAGAGACAGAUCUCAACGAAUGGAAACAAAAGAUUGCGACACACAAAGGCUGGCAACAUGACAGAUGUGAUAAUUUUCUAAGGUGGUCAGUGGGUCAGGGCGAAGGUGAGGACUUGGUCAACGAUGGAUGGACCCACGCCACGUCUUAUAUCGGUUUCAUGGGCGCACCUCAUACAAAGCCAGUGCAACCAGAAGAAGUUCCCAGCCACAUAAACCGCCUACUCGCUAUUGACGAACAAAUUGCAAAGGACAAACGCCAACGCAUAGCCGAUAUUGUCAAAGAUCCAAACACCGCAAAAGCUCUGACCCCGUGGUAUCCAACAUGGUGCAAGCGGCCCUGCUUCCAUGAUGAUUAUCUGCCCACUUUCAAUCUUUCCCACGUUCAUCUCGUUGAUACACUACCCAACGGCAUCGAACGCGGAACCAAGAAUGGGCUUGUUGUCAAUGGAAAGGAGUAUCCACUCGACGUCCUUGUUUUCAGCACAGGAUAUCGCGCGCCUAGCAAGGAUCAACUAGAGCCCGGAUCCGUGGCGAACAUGAGUUUCAUCGGCCGCGAUGCUCUUACCAUGUCAGACAAAUGGCAUACCAAGGGAGCGAGCACGCUUCACAGCAUUCAAUCGCACAGUUUUCCGAAUCUGUUCCUGGGCGGCUAUGUGCAGAUUGGCAACGGGCAACAUGCCACCUACAUCAUGGAUCUAAAGGCCCAACACAUAGCAUAUACGCUCAGCGAAGCGCAUAAGCGUGUCAAAGACACCAGCAAGCUCACAUUGGAGGCAACUGAGGAGGCCGAGGACGCAUGGUCAGAAGAGAUUGCAAGGCAUGCCACUUGGUUCGCCGCCUAUUCGAUCUGCACACCAGGCUUCUCUACCAAUGAAGGAGAGGACUUGAAACCCCUGCCUCCACAGGAAGCACUUAGGAAAGCUAGAGCUGCACCGCAUGCUCAAGGUUUGAUUUAUUUCAAAGACGUUCUAAAGCGCUGGAGGGAAGCUGGGACGCUGGAGGGCCUUACCAUCAGCGAAUCAUAG